Microcebus murinus (gray mouse lemur) is the source of this 1893-nucleotide messenger RNA. The record is from RefSeq and is a predicted model, not a curated record. NCBI's taxonomy places the organism in Eukaryota, Metazoa, Chordata, Mammalia, Primates, Cheirogaleidae.
CCUGCCCCGGACACACAGCUGGUGACAGGGUUGGGAUCUGAGUUUGGAUUGUUCUACGCGGACCCGAGCCCCAGCCUUAACUCGCUGCGGUAGCCCACAACCCAGAAUCAGCGCAAAACUGCCUAAACAAGCACAUUUCCCUCCAAAGUCACGAUAUCCAUGAGUGACGCCAAGAAAUCUGCAUUUUAACAGGUGCCCCAGUGAUUCUCACGUCUACAGACCAGACUGAGCUCAGCCCUGAACCUUCCGGCUCCAGCGCAGCUACUCGGCCCAGGCCUGGGUCCACCAGCCGCCCACGAGCCUCCUAAGGCUGGCAGACGACGCAGGGGGGAGCCGAACCCUGGACUCAGACAACUCCGGCCUCUUUCGGAAAGUCCACGCGCCGGGCCGCCGUGGGGCCGCUGCGCCCCCUAGCGGCCAACGGGGUCUAUGGCUCGGAGGGUCCAGGGUUUCUAGCCGGGACCCUGCGUGCCCGGAACGGGAGAGACCGGCGUGGCCCCACUGCCAGCUAGGAGCUUGAAGGUCUUUGGCCCGACGGGGAAGCUCGCCUGUGCCCGGGGUCCAGGCGUAGGGAGACACCACCCAUGCCCGUCUCCCAGAGAACCGCACCAGACCACCUGCCCUGGAACCAUGGUCCACGCCUUCCUCAUUCACACCUUGAGGGCCCCGCAUGCUGAGGACACGGGCCUUUGCCGAGUGCUCUACUCCUGUGUCUUUGGUUCUGAGAAGUCACCUGAUGACCCACGGCCACAUGGUGCCGAGAGGGACAGACUCCUCCGCAAGGAGCAGAUUUUGGCUGUGGCCAGGCAGGUGGAGUCAAUGUGCCGGUUGCAGCUGCAGGCAUCCGGCAGGCCCCCCAUGGACCUGCAGCCCCAGUCCUCAGAUGAGCCAGUGCCCUUGCACGAGGCCCCACGCGGAGCCUUCCGCCUGGCUGCAGGCGACCCUUUCCAGGAGCCACGGACAGUGGUGUGGCUGGGUGUGCUCUCAUUAGGCUUCGCCCUGGUGCUGGACACCCACGACAACCUGCUGCUGGCAGAGGGCACGCUCCGGCUGCUGGCCCGUCUCCUCGUGGACCACCUCCGGUUGCUGGCCCCUGGCGCCAACCUCUUGCUGCGGGCUGACCGCAUCGAGGGCAUCCUCACCCGCUUCCUGCCUCAUGGUCAGCUGCUCUUCCUCAACGACCAGUUCAUCCAGGGCCUGGAAAAGGAAUUCAGUGCUGCCUGGCCCCGCUGAUUCCUUGCUGGGAUGGGGCUUCCCAGGAGGGCAAAGAAGGAGGGCAGAGGCUGGACACACAGCCAGGUGAAGGGUGGCAUCUGCCUCCUGCCCAGCCUGCUCCCAGCUCUGAUGUGCUGUCACACUCAGGACAAGUGGGCUGGACAGAGGGUGGGGUGGGUUGCUGGGUCUGUCCUCACGUUGGUGAAAUCACAAAACAUCCUGAGCCUAGAGCUGCCAUGUGACUUUUUCAGACUGCUGCUUUGUCCUUAACCCACCUUUCUCCAGCCUCAGCAGCCACUGGUGCAGGAGGGGGCUGCCAAGAACUUAGCCCGCCUUGUCCUUCCAAACUCACAGUCAUUGCAAUGCAAAAGGGGUUCCAGGGAGCUGCGUCCACACUUUGGCAGGCCCUGGCCCCGACUUUGUAUCCACUUAGGUGAUGUCAUCAAGGAUUUUGUUGGUGAGGGGCUGCCCAGUGUCCAGCUCUGCCACGGUUCAGGAAUGUGUGAGCCAUUCGGCAGGAGGAUUCUGAAGCUCCUUUUGCACUAAGCCCAGGCACCAGAUCAGAUCAUCACCGGCUUUCCUCAUCUUCAGAGAGAAGGUGCCGUCAGGUGAAUGCGAGAGGUCUGGUUUGAUGACAUCGUCUUUCUUAUUUUGAAUUAAAAGCACUGUGUGAUCUCA